Molecule: messenger RNA, 693 nt
Organism: Lactuca saligna
Lineage: Eukaryota; Viridiplantae; Streptophyta; Magnoliopsida; Asterales; Asteraceae
Source: the annotation of a GenBank genome assembly
AUGCCGCUGCCGACUUCUGCCACCAUUGACAAACUCCGCUACCACUGCAUCCAACUAAUGCCAUUGAUUGGCACUGCCAACCCACCAUCGCGUCGACGUUCCCCACCCUUAUCUCUCCAGCCGACAACAACCGCCAUCAGCCCCAUCCCUUCACUCGUUAGAUUAACAGGUGCAAUGGGAAAGAAGAAAACCAUUCAUGCAUCUCAUGGUUCUUCCUGUGAGGUUUCAUCAAUGCGAUCCACAAAAAAAGUGUCAACUGAGAAUAGCGAUCGUGAGGUUCUUCCAAACUUCAAUCCCAGUCGAAAAAAAGAUCCUUACAUUAUCCAUCCUUGUUGGAGAAUUGCCCACCAGAUUCUUUCCACUUCCAUCUUUGGUUGUCACGAGCCGGGAAAAAUAAACACAGCCGAGCUCUAUUUCCUAUAUCGUCGUUGGUCUUGCCCCGGUUUUGCCACCUUUUUCUUGGAUAAAUGUGACAGCAUCCACAUCAAGACCACUGACGACAUUUGCAUUGGAGGUCUCAUUACCCUAAUUGGUUUGGGUGCGGGCCUUCAAUUUCCUGAGUUUGAGUACGUGCAAGUGGAUGACCCACCUCUCUACCUCCUUGACUACAUAGCUCUCACCCGGAUGGAAUUAUUGAUACCUCGUUCUGCCCGUCCUAACCAUUUUCUUGGCUCAAUCAUGUCAAGGAACUAG